AUGGUGCACGAAAACGCGUUGGAGUGUGGAUCGGAGGGGCGCAAAGGCGCGUUGACGCGCGGCUGGAGUCUUGCGACGGUAGCGCGGGGCGCUACCAAGUUGUCGCAAUGCAAGUUACUUGAGUCGUCGCAGUUGUCUCAUGAUGAUGUAGUAGCACGGAGCGAGUUAUCCUUCGCGGGAAUUCUCUCGUCAUGGGGCGGCCCGAAGCGCAAGACACGUGGGGCACGGGCGCGCUAUGUGGCGCGUGCGUGCUGGGGGCGUGGGGCGCACGCCCUGGAAGAAGAGAAAGAGAGAGAAGUCGAAAACCUAGAGAAAGAAGUGGCAAAUUUGAAAGUUCAAAUAGAAGCAAAAGACUCAGCAUACAAACAAGCCCUUAUCAAGAUAGAUCACCAUCAACAAACAGCAAACGAACUUUCGAUCUUGCUAACGAACUCCGAACUUCAAAAAGACUUGUACAUCAACCAAUCGCAAGAAGCCGAUUUACGUAUAAACGAACUCGAAUCUUCCCUCGAGAGAACAUCCCAUCAGCUAUCAGAAUCGGAAAAGGCUCGAGAAAAGCUCUCGUACGUUACGAGUUUCUUAGAAUCGACACUAUUCCAGCUGCAAAGUUUAGAGAUAGAAUCUCUUGUUAUGAGAGAGAAACAAAUGGAUUAUGUAUCUGCAAAAGAGGCAGAGUUAGAAUUAGCAGCCAAUGCACUACUUGACGCGAACGAGACUAUUCGAGAUUUGGAGAAUAAAUUUACGGAAAAAUCCACUUAUAUCGAUUCGUUGAAGGAGGAAGUUAAGCAAGCUAACGAUCUUCGAAUCUUUCACGAGAAAGUUGCUUCGGACGCAAUUUCCGAACUCAACCGACUGAAAGACGAAGCGGAAUUGCACGAGAAGAAGAACUCGGACCAAUCGGCUUAUAUCGGUUCGCUCGAAACAGAGCUACGACAGCUGAGAACUGCACUUGUCGACGCAAAAGACGAGACGAAGAAAAACGAGAACGAUGCCCAAAUCGAGAUAGCUUUGCUGAAAUCCGAAAUACACAAAGGGAGGUCGAAAACGGCUGCUGCCGAAGCUGCCGAAGCAAGAGCGCAAGGCGAGAAAUCGGCCCUCUAUAACGCGCUCCAGCAGAUGGGGUUAGAAGCCGAAGAAACGAAGAAAGAGAACCGAAUGCUGAAAGAAGCAUUGAUGCAAGAAAACAACGAGGUGAAAACCGAAGAAGAAGAACGCGACGAAAACGGUGGAGAGUUGGAGAAUACGAAAAAGGAAUUGGAAAACGCGAUAUCGAGAAUCGGGGAGAUGAGGGCAAGAGCAGAGCAGGCGAUUAGCAGAGCCGAAGCGGCGGAGAAGGCAAAAGCAGCGAUGGAGGAGAAGAUGAAGAGGAGAAAGGAGCACAAAGAACGGAGAAAGGCGGCGUUAGUUGCUCUACGCGAAGAAUCGUUUUCGAGAGAUUUUGGUAAUAGUACGGAAAUAAAUGAAUACGAUGAUGCUGCUUCUGCCAAGAACUAUCAGCCUCUUGGUAAGGUCCUUAACAUCAAAUUCUAA
Erythranthe guttata (spotted monkey flower) is the source of this 1530-nucleotide messenger RNA. The record is from RefSeq and is a predicted model, not a curated record. Lineage: Eukaryota; Viridiplantae; Streptophyta; Magnoliopsida; Lamiales; Phrymaceae.